AGUGAAGAAAUACUAUAGAGUGCUGUGUUUCAGAACUGGAUUUCAUUAUAGAUAAAAGUAUAACUCAAUCGUUAUAAAUUGACUAGAUAGAAAAAAAAGGUUGCUAUAGUAAUUAAUAUUUGUUUUUUCUUAUAUUUUUCAGCUUGAAGAAGAAAAAACAAAUACUUUGAGACUGUUUAGUUCCAACAAAAUCCGUUUGCAUUGCAAUUCUAUUAGUUCAUAGUUCUAUUGACAACAAAGUGACAGCCUGACAAUUUCUCGGUUUUUGGUUAUGUUACCGUUUACCGAACCGAAGAACAAUAGUAUAAAGUGAGUUUGGUGGUUUAUAUAAUUAUUUGUUUAAAAUGACAGACGCUCGGAAAAACCGUGGUUUAAAUUUUACUCCGAGGGAAAGAAACUUAUUAGUGAAAUUAGCUAUAGCAAAAGUUGACAUUGUGGAGAAUAAAAAAACUGAUAGUGUUUCGAUAAGAAAAAAGGGGUUAGCUUGGAUGGAAGUGGCUGAAGAGUUCAACAAACAUGUCCUAAUGAGUGAGAGAACAGUUAAACAAUUGAGAAAUUGCUAUGAGAAUAUUAAACGUCGUUAUAAGAAAAAAAUGCUUGAUAAAACUGGAACUUUCCAUGUGUUUGCAGAUGGUGAAGUAGCUACAAGUUUGGACGAGGAAACUGAAAACAAGCUUUUGGCUAUUAUAAAUGAAUCCCUUACGGACCCUUCACAUAAAAUUUAUGGAAGUGAAUCGUCAAAUCAUGGCGACGAUGAUGAAAUAGACGGUGAAGUGAUGAACGAUAAAAAUGGUAUAAUGUUGUUGGAAACCGUAACGCCAAUUGUAACAGUUGUAGGAGAAAAUGAGAUGCAUGUACCCUCAACCUCACCCUCACCGUCGCAUCCGAAUUGGAGGGAGCGAAAUAGGCGAAAGAAACUUCUAAAAGCGGCCAAAUCUCGAGACAGCAUGGCGUCGUUGAUCAAUGAGCGGCGAAGAGUCCUGCAGGAAAAAUUGGACAUGCUGCGCGAAAAACACGCCAAAGAAAUGCUCAUUUUGGAAAUUAAAAAAGACAACGAAGAAGAGAUGGUUCGAGAAAAGCACAUGGAAGAAAUGUUCAUUUUGAAAAUGAAAAGAGAGAAUGAGGAGAAAAUGCUGCGAGAGAAGCAUGUUGAAGAGAUGCUGAUUUUGAAAAUGAAGAAAGAAAAUGAACAACAGAUGCUCAAAGAAAGGCAUGCCGAAGAAAUGCUAAUCUUGAAAAUGAAGAAAGAGAACGAGUUACUCAGGAGAAAAGCGUUAGAAUCCCAAAUAGAAUUUUAUAAAACAGAAAAUGUGUAAUUUUUCGGACUUUUAUAACUGUUAUUGUUUUGUUAUUUUAUUGUGACUUAUUAGGAUAUUAGAAAAUAUUAUUCCUUAUUAUUUCUUGAGUGGGCUGUCCUUAUGGCUUAUUUUUUACCUAUAUUUAAUAGUUUAUUCUUCUUUAUUGUAAUAUUUUGGCCUGUUUCUAUUUUCCAAAGAUUGAAUAUUUCUUAUAAUAAAACAACCAACUUUUAUAGCUUUAAAAUAUAAACUUUUAUAACUGUUA
Molecule: messenger RNA, 1563 nt
Organism: Nilaparvata lugens (brown planthopper)
Lineage: Eukaryota; Metazoa; Arthropoda; Insecta; Hemiptera; Delphacidae
Product: myb/SANT-like DNA-binding domain-containing protein 3
Exons: 3
Coding region: 345-1316 (323 amino acids)
Source: RefSeq, a predicted model, not a curated record